UCCGGGUGUAGGCCGAGCCUGGCGCUGGGACGGACGGGGACUGGAAGCGGGAGCGGCCCCGACACCCCAACUACCACAGGCGGGGGCGGGCGAGGGGGAACCGGGCCUCUCCCAGGGGCAACGGCCGGAGGCCCAAGCGGGAGCGGUGGAGAGGAAUAAGCCUGAUUUCUCCAAUCAAGUGAAUUGUGAGGCUAGGAAUUGUCUGCAGUGUGGCUUUUCUUUUGGGAGUGAAACAUCUGUUGUGUGGAUUACAAACUCUAUCUGGUGGAGGAGUGAUUCAGCGCAAUGACGUCAGAGCUGGAGAGCAGCCUGACAUCCAUGGAUUGGCUGCCACAGCUGACGAUGAGGGCAGCCAUUCAAAAAGCAGAUGCUGCCCAGAAUGUGGCUGGUGGCGGGGUUGCAAAGAAAACCCCACUUCUAGACCCGAACACUACCCUGGACCAGGAUGCACAGAACAAAGAUGGCAAACCACCAUACAGUUACGCCAGUCUCAUCACUUUUGCUAUCAACAGCUCCCCGAAAAAGAAGAUGACGCUCAGUGAGAUCUACCAAUGGAUCUGUGACAACUUCCCAUAUUACAGAGAAGCUGGCAGUGGCUGGAAGAAUUCCAUUCGGCACAACUUAUCGUUAAACAAAUGUUUCCUGAAAGUGCCUCGGUCCAAGGAUGACCCAGGCAAGGGUUCAUACUGGGCCAUUGACACUAAUCCAAAGGAGGAUACACUGCCCACUCGGCCAAAGAAGAGGCCGCGAUCAGGAGAAAGGGCCUCAACACCUUACAGCCUGGACUCUGAGCCUUUGGGAAUGGACUGCAUCAUCUCUGGAAGUGCCUCUCCAACCUUGGCAAUCAACACUGUGACUAACAAAGUAACACUAUAUAAUACGGAUCAGGAUGGAAGUGAUAGCCCUCGCAGCAGCCUUAACAACAGCCUGUCUGACACGAGUCUAGCAUCCGUCAGCCUGAAUAAUGUUGGCUCUGUCCACAACUACGCACAGGUGACAAAUCGGGCUGAUCCAGUCUCCCAGAGUCUAACACCACAGCAACAGCAAUACAACAUGCCCGAGAGGGACACAAAACCACCCUUCUCAGAAUACAACUUUGAAGAUCUGAGUGCCUCCUUCCGUAGCCUUUACAAAUCAGUCUUUGAGCAGUCUCUCAGCCAGCAGGGAAUGAUAAGUUUGCCUUCUGAGGCAUCACAGCCAACCCACACGUCCUGUUCCUACCAGCAUUCUCCCAGCAGUACUGUCAGCACCCACCCGCACAGCGGACAGAACAGUUUGGCCAACAGCCAUGCUAGCAGCCUCGGAGGCGGUGGGGGAGGGACACAGGUGCAACUGGCACAACAUCAGAUCCACGCACAGCACACUCACCACCAGCACCAUCAGCACCAACAUCCGCAGCACCAGCCAAACCAGCAACACCAUCAACAGCAGCACCACCAUCACCAACAGCAACACAUGGCCUGCAAUAUCGGCAUUCCUUCUGAUUGGUGCAUGAAUCUGGACACUCUGAAGGAGAGUUUCCGUAUUGCUAGCAGUUUCAACUGGUCUGAUGUGGAUCUCUCCCAGUUUCAAGGUCUGAUGGAGAGUAUGAAACAGGCGGAUCUCAAUAACUGGUCACUCGAUCCUGUUCAGUUUGCGGACUUGUGCUCUUCCCUAAACCAGUUCUUCACACAAACUGGUCUGAUCCAGUCACAAGGGAACAUGCAGCCCUCGGUUUGUCACAGCACAAUGCAUUCGCAGAAACCAAACCAGCACAUCAGUACAGGAAGCUUGUACAUUGACUCCAGACAAAACCUUCCUGCUUCAAUGAUGGGGCCCCCUGGGUACCCCCAUCUCCCACCUCUCAGUACCCCAGGACCAGCCAUGACAGCAGGGCACCAUGCAGGAAUGAACCAGCAGCACAUGAUGUCACCUUCCAGCUUCCAAAUGCACAGACCGAUGUCUCAACACCACAACCCUGCAGAUGAUAUCCAGGAUGAUUUCGACUGGGAUUCCAUUGUCUAACUUCCCUUCCUAAGGACAAGCCUGUCGGAAGCCCUUCCUGUCAGUGUGACUCAGAUGUUCUUUUAGCUUCUUGCUUACUUGUGUCGGCCGAUGCUGGCCACAAUCGCUGGACUGCUGCCUGGACACAGCCCCACCGUGACUGUGCUAGAGAGCUGUACUUUCUGGGGGGGAAAAAACACGCCUUCUGCUUGCAGUCACUACAGAAAUGUGGAGUUACCUGUCGGCCGCUCAGCGGUGGAGCAGUGGUAACAAGCAACGAAGCAUUUUCUAAUUCUGAACAGAAUUUUCUUUUGUUUUUGUUUUUUUAAACCGAAGGGACAUGUUGAGGGUUGGUAUCUGAGCAAUGCUCAUCUAAGUGAUGUGGCUCGGCUACGAUCUGAGGUUGCUUAGGAUGGUACUAUUCAGUGCAGAGUUUCUCUCCUUGGGGGAACGCUCCACUUGGAGGGAACAAACACGGAUAGGGAUCAAGGAAGCUGGCUUCUAGAUGGCCUUUCCUGGAGUAGGCCAGGAAUGCAGUCAUGAGUUGGGAGGGAAAUCUUUUACAAAGUGAGUUUCUUUUGAGAGAAUUUUGUCUAUAUAUGGUGCUGCAAAAAAAAACCUCUCAAGUUUGUGUUGAAAAUCCAGUUGCUGUACCAGGAUUAGUGUUGGAGUCAAUACUAGGGUACCUGGGGGAAAUUUUUCUACAGCUCCAAAGAUUGCAUUGCUACAGCUUGCGUUAACUUUGGAUCCCCAGCCUUUGAGCACACAACACCAGCUUCCAAGUCUGAACUGUUGGGAUUCUUCCCUGAAAUCCUGCCUGGACGCUUGUUAAUAAAGCUACUACAUCUCAAGAAGGUAGCAUUAUAUUUGGGGUUUGCAGGUAUUAUGUACCAAGUGUUGACGUGGUAUUGGUUAGUACCCCUGAGGUAAAUGUAGUUUGGUAAUGAGAAAAGCAGUCUGUCUCUCUCAGAGUGGUAGUGGCUGUAAGAGAAAUCUCCCAAGAUAGCUAAUUCUGCUAAGUUUGUAGCCUCCAAGUUGUACACGUACUAAAAUGCAAAAGAAUGGAGCACAGACUGCAGAAUGUGCAAGUGGUGAGAUAUUAUGAAACGUUGACCAUUACCUUUUGCUUAACCAAAAGUUAUGUGAUCAUAGUAGGAGCUAAUCUGGUUACUGCCUUUCUCUCUCCUGCUGGCCAUGGUGGAAAAGGCCGCAAUGCAGCAUAUCCCCUUGAGGGGUGCUGCAGAGGAAGCAUGUUAACCAAUGCUGCAUUUGUCAGCUAUGCAUGUUUAGUGGUGGAUAAAUGAGAGUUUCAUAAUAGAAAUCCCAGUCUGCUUUUAAUAAUUGUGUUGCAUCUUUUUCACUUUUUUGAUUUUUUAAAUUAAUUGGCAAGGAGUGGGAUUUUUAAAUAUGCACUUUCUGGAGCAGUGCCUACUUGAUUAUUCCCCCCUCUUUUAAAAAAAACAUCUAUUCACUCCUUCAGCAGUGGUUUCAGAUUGCUGUACUGAUAUAAGUGGAUGCACAACCUUUCUCAGUGUUUACAACUUAAAUUGUGAUUCGAGUUAAACCUCUGCUUGUAAUACAAACGGGGUUCUAAAUAUGCAUUACUGAGUCAUUGGAUGGGUCCUCCCUAGCAGAACAUUUGCUUUUACUGAUGCACAGUGUCCUCUUCCAGCUUCUCUUUCCUUCCUGUUACCUUAUUUGCAUUUUGGAUUCAGGUUAAGUCAGUGGUGCAGUGUGUUUUUACUAGAUGUCACUAGAGGCUCCUGGGACAUUCUUGUGGCUACCAAGUAACAGAAAUCAUAUACUGCAAGGUUUUAAUUUACUAAAUCUUCACAUAUCUAAGGGGAUGGAGAGCUUCUGCAGUUCACAAAUACUUGUGCACUGAAGAUCUGACCACUAAGUUAGGCCUCAAAUGCUGAUGGUAGUAACUUUUUGCCCUAGCUCAAGAUAUCAGACUGCACACCUCUUGAUGUAUACCAUGGAGCAGGGAUUUAACUUGAGCCAUAAAUGCUUCCCUCAAUCUUCAGUUUUUCCUUUAUAAGAGUUAGGACUCCAUGGAACUCGAGCUGGAAGAAAUCAAUUCAUAGCGAUUAACAGCACGUUCCAACUUUAAAAUUAUGAAUUCUGAACAGACACAUUUUUGCAGCUGUGGCCUAAAAAAGGAGUUUCUAAUAAGAACUGUCAGCUGAAUCGUCCCACACAGUGAAAUAAACCAUGUGAUUACUUGUGCUGCUCAAUCUAAGUGAGUUGCCAGGGUGUUGAUUUUUGUGCUUUCUUGCUAUUUCUGUACUCUGUCUUGUUCUGUUUCCUAAGCCUCUCAUUUAAAAUUGUUUCAGUAUUCUCUGUGUCUCUCUUGUUUUUUCUUGAAAACAAUCUGUGGCUCCUUGUUUGUUGUACAGGGCAGUUCUGUAAACAUGUCUUUUGGCUCUUGCUUCAGCUUCACCUGUAUUUCGCCUACUGCUUUUCAUCUUCAUUCUUUUAAUCCCAUACCAAUGGCAAGGAAGGGAGGGCUUUCACAGAGAGGAACAUUACUCUACAGCUUGAGGACUAGGCAUGGGAUUUUUACUUGAUUAAUGGUGGUAACCAAUUAGCUGCUCUGGGAUUUGCAUUGUUCUGUGUGGCAGUUAGUAAGCGAAAUACAUGCACAAUGUUUUGAAUUCAAUAAAUGCUUUUACUCCAUAUCUAUGCCAGCUAACUAACCAAUAGGAGCUGUCUAUAGACUUCUAUCUUGUGUAGGUCAGCAUUGUGUCAGAGCUAUAUAAUCAAGCUUCAUCAGUUAUGAUUGCUUAAAAGCUUAACUCUCCCCAUGUGACUACUGAAUGAGCAGAAAUAAAACAGGAAACUAGGAAUGCACAGCAACUAUGUCAGAAUCUGAAAGAGAAAAAUAGGUUAAUAGUCCAAUUACGAUCUUUUACCAGAUCUCUGAUAGAGGCGCUCUCACUAAAACUGAUCUUGUUUUGAUGGAUGAUCCCACUUAGCCUGUCUUUCUGCGCCACAUGUUGACCCUCCGCUAUGCAGUUCAGACAUCACUGCUUUUCAUUCUUUUGUUAGUACUUGAUGAAGUAAACCAAGUUUGAUUAUUAAUCAGAGAUAUGGAAUAAAUACAUUUCUUUGAGCUCAUGUAGCACUGUGGACUAGAUGGUUUAUCUUCAAUUGUGUGUCGGACUGCUUCUGAAAGUGCUGACUAAUGAAAAUACAGCUCCACUGCCACAGCAGCCCCCUGGUAUGUUAUCAAAUUGGACAUCACCUCUGAAUCAAGGCAGUGAGAAUUGGCAGGCUAUCUUCCAAUGGGGCCAUGACAGCUGACCCUGAUAUCUCCUCAUGCAUUGUCUCCGCAGAUGCGCGUGCGCACACACACACACGCACUCACACUCUCCGUUGCUCUUUCUUUCUCGCUUUCUCCCACUCUUGCUCGCUCUUGCUCUCUCUCUCACUUUCCCUUGCUCCCCAGCUCGCGCGUGCACACACACUUUGCUACAGAGGUCACUGGAUAGUGAUUAGGAGCAGAAACCUUGGAUGAUAUUUUUUUUCUUAACAUCCUCUCCUUGCAAGUCAAACUGAGACUGCUGCCCCAGAAAGAUCAGCACAAGAGAGGGCGGGGUGGAGUCUGUGGUUUAUGUAAAACUGAGCCAAUUAUAAAGUAUAACUGCAACAUCAUAUCCAAAAAAUAGCAUUUGAACCCCAUAUGGAUUUGUGCUAGCACUUAGAGAUUCCAGUGAAGGGUCAAAACAGACUGAAGUGUUGAUAUUGCCAGAGUGAUUGAACUGUGUAAAAUCUGCUGUGGUAUAUAGCAAGAUAAUGCUGAAAUGGAGGGGGUCAGCUGGUGCACUUUUGUACUUAAAGUUAAUGAAGUUUCUGGGGACAACAAUUGAUGUAAACGUUUGCAUUGCAACGGUCAAUAGAGAUCUCCCCUCUUUUGCUAAUAUAUAAGCUAAAUUUAUGGUAUUAAAAAUAUAUUGCACAAAAUAUGCAUUCAUCCCUUCCUUUAUGCUGCUUGGUCUUGUUCCCUGUAUUGUCACACUUCAGCUACCAUUUUAAUUAUUUUAUUGUAAAGCUAAUACUUUACAACAGAGGAUGAAGAGAUUAGUGAAGAAGUUAUUGUACCUUCAACAGAUAACUUGUGUGGGGCUGAAACUUGAACCCUGGCUUCAAGGAAACAGGAAUUUUCUUUACAAUUACCUGUACUCUCAAAACAAAAUCCAUUGCCAAAAAUUCCAAGCUGUAUCCUGAUUUGUUGAUGAACCUAGGUUGGAACAUUGCUGUGCAGCUCACCACAGAAUUUAGUAAUAGCUGUUAUCUUGGAUAAGUCAAAGUUUUGAUCAAACGUUUUAUACCAUAGUGCUAUUAAUAUGCUCAAGAUACACUGCAGGCAAAAGCAAUGGCACCGCCUGCUGAUGGGUUGUAUAUUGCAGCCCCAAUCUUUGGUAGAAUAAUGCAACAAAUGGUUCAACCAUCAGAGGGGUUGUGAGUACACUUGAAAAGCAGAGGUGCUGUGUUUAAUUGCCAAAAGUUUAACCCUUAUUAUUUAAUAUUUGUAUGUAAUGUAAAGCAGAAAAUUCUGACUUUUUUUUCGCAGAUUUUGCAUCUGAUCUUUUUGAAAGUUGCGAAUGUUUUGCAUGGCAAUGGGAGAGGGGUGGGCAGGCACAAGGCUAAAUGUACCGAAAACUUUUGUUGAACUUCUUGUGAAGUUUUAGCUCACUAAAAAAAUUGCCCAAUUUAUAGUGUGCGUAUAUGGGCACACGCAAUGAAAAGUUUGCCUUUUAUUUUCCUUAAGGCAAUGUGUUUACAUUUUUGAAACAGGCAUCAACCAGAUAUUGAAUGCAAAUAUCUGAUUUGGAGGGGUUUUAGUUAUAAAAUAAUGUUGGCCAGAAUUUUGUUCCCUGCUCCUGUGAAUUGAGGGUCUGGACUGUGUGGGUUGCUUUCAGGCCUUAGCUAGCACUGGGUGCAGUGUCUAUGGCUAGCUGUGCAGACUUGUUCAAGAUGUUUUCUCAGCUGCUCUUUCUCCCAUGGCUGAGGCCAAAAUCAAUUAAAUCUCAAGCACAAGUUAGUGCUGCUUACCCUAGUCUCGGAAUAAAAAUUGUAUUUGUUAAUAUAAGAGUGGUAAAGAUGCGUCACUUGCGGAGAUAGACCUGUGCCAUUUUAAGGAUAUCUGCCUGAAGCUACGAUGAAUUAAUAACUAGUUAUUUGGACUGAUUUUAAAUAUUAAUUGGUUGGUACCUAUCAUUCUGCUGCCUCUUCAUACUUUCAUUUUGGACUCCACAAUCUGCACCUUUGGCUAUGACACUUAUUCUCUCCCCCCGGAAUGGAGCACUGCAAAACCAAGUCUCUUGGCUCUCAGUUCUUACCUGCAGCUCUCUAACUCUGCACUGCCUUACACACUCCUGUUUAGUUGCUCCCUUGCCCUCACCUGGUGAAGGCCUUUAUGCCAUAUUGGUCACUGAAUGGCAUAAAUGGACUUUGUUGUUUCUGAGAAAUGAGCUGUUUUAUAGAAGAAGUUAUUCUCUUAAGUAAUAUUCAGAAUUUCAGACCCACGGUAAGAAAAACAUGGAACUUAUGUAAACUCUCCCAGCUCUGUGUAAGGAUGAAGUUACCGUCUGUAAUGUGCACUACUGUGUUUCUUGCCCGAGUUCUUGAUUUCUACACAAUGGAAUGGUUUUUUUUAAAGGGAGACUCCAUGCACUACCUGUUUUUUAUUUUGCAGAGUCUGCCAGUAGCCUGGGCAAUUUGUUAUUGCAAGUAAUCUCUAUUUCUUAAACAAGCUUACAGAAGCUGUAUGACAGAAGCCUCAACAGCCUAUCUCUGAGAGCAUUCGACUUGUGUUGAAUGGCUUAGAUUUCCCCUUCUCCCUAACUCCAGUUAUCUCUACAUCUGUACUCUCCUGGGCCUACAAAGCAGUCUGGAAUUUUGAUCUACUGGAUGUGUUCAGCCAGCUUUGUUUCUUGGGGGGGGGCGGGGGGUGCGCGGUGCAGUGCUGUGCGGUUGAGAACAUUGAGACAUUGGGUAGUGCCUGAGUUUUAAUUGUAAGUCAUGUCAUUGACUAGAUCCAUUGUUUACAAAUGUUGGCACACUUUUAAACCCCGCUUACUUUGUGUCAUUUUUAAAUGAAACGGCAUUAAAAUGACCAAUAAGUUGUGAAUGUUUUUUAAAAGUAUAUAUAUUUUUUUGAAAUUUAGCUUCUAUGAGGGAGACUCCAGCUUAACCUGAAUGCUACUGGAUUGUGACAUACUUCCUCUAUUUUUAAGCAAAUGAAAGAUGUAGAAAUGUCCAAGAUCUGGCAGUUCAUAAAUCUGUGCAGGAAAGAAUUGACCAGUCAGUCAUUAUAUCAAUGCGCUUGGGCCAGGGCAUGUGGAAGCCACCAAAGUAAAGGGCUAAACCCCCCUCCAUGCAUAACAUACGGAUCCCUUUGGAAAGUACUCAAAAGUUUUUUGCAGUCUGCACUGUUAGGAACUUUUUUUAUGUAGGUAGGUUUGAGUUCUUGCUGUUCUAAAAAAAAAAUGCAAAUAGUUUCACACACAAAUAUAGAUAGAGAAUCAUCUAAAUAACAGAAGGUGGCAGCACAUAUUUAAGAUAAAUUUUAAAGCUGCACUAUUUGACAGGCCUGCCAUAAAGGGCAGCCCUACUUUGUUAUACAGUAUGUAGGAAUAUAAAUAUUACUGACCACCUUUAAAAGGUGCGUUCUAUUUUUAAUAAAAUAUAAGUAAUCACUGAAAUUGAAAAAGAUAUAGAGAGAGAUAUAUAUAUAUAUCUAUAUAUAUAUAGGUUAACCUAUACCCUUUAAAAGAAUACAUUAAAUUGAUGGUCAAUGCCAAUUCAGUCUUCCCUUGGUGAGUAGUGAAAAAGAAAUGCAGCGCUGUGGUUGGAGGACAGCAGUAGUAUCAAAGGCAAGUGCAUAUGCUUGAUUAUAUACCAGCAAAGUUUCGAGUCCUGUCACUGAGAUUCAUUUGCCUCAGUUGGGAGACUUCAGCCAUUUCACAAGAUAGGCAACCAGGUGGAUUGACAGACAAUGAUGACAGAAAGAAGGGAGGGAGAAAAUUCAGAGUCGGUUGCCAAGCCAUGACAGAGCACUUGUGGUGGUGAAUGGGCCAUUAAGGGGGAAAGCAACAGGGAGCAAAUUAUAAAGCUAAAGACAGUAACUGCUUUCAGUCUUAGCCACUGAAGAUUUAUGAGCUGGGAGAGCCAAUCUGCGUGAAAGCCAUUUAAAUAAUGGCUUGAGUGCAGGCAUGGAGAGAGGCUCCAAAUGUUCACUUUCACAGAACAAUGAAGUAAAUUUUAAAGAAAGCAUUUGUUAUAUUUGCCAUUAACAGCCUGCAGAAUCACUACAUUAGUGAUUUCUGCUGCUGUCAAAAAGCACAGCUUUAACAAGCAGCAAGGGGGUUGCUGGAGAAGGAACGUUUGUGCUGUGCUUGAGCUCAGUUAAGUACACUUCAAAAAAAAAUGGUCCAUUUAACAGUGCAAUGGAUAAAAGCUGGGAUCUCACGCCAUUGGCUGGAGUGGGCUCCACUCAUGUCAUCAUCCACUUUGUACUUGAGUUGAAUUUUUUAGAAGGUAUUAGCAAGAAAGAUUGGAUUCCUUUGUUCCAAAAAUCCUGAUGAAUAAUUUUUGUUUGUAUCCUAUUGACCUGUUGUAUAUUUAAAUAGUGAACGAAACAUCUUUAUUGGUUGGAAGUAAAUAAUACAGUUUAGAAUCAACAACGUUAACUUUGUGUCCAAGACAUGCUGGAACUCACCUAUGGUUUGUAUUGUGACGACAGAGGGUUCACAUAUCCUCCGAGGAUUUUCAUUUUCUUUUUUCACUUUUGUCUAUUGUAAAUGUACUUUUUAAAAUUGGUAUCUAUUCCUGACAGCAAUUGGACAGAUUCUUGUAAAAACAAAACUAGAGCAUUUUUUUAAAAAGUUGCAAUUUGAUUUUCCUAACUAUAUACAAAGACUUGGGUGACAAGCGUUUUCUUCAUGAGGGUUUCUUGGAACAGGACUCUAAAACCCUUUGGAAUUGGCUUAUCUCUCCUUGUAUACACUGCCAUUGUCUUAAUGUGAUAGCUCCCUACAGUAUAUGUUUUGCAGUAAAGAGGACACCUUGGCAGUUUCUGAACAUGGGCUACAAGCAGGAGGAAGAUCAACCUCUUUCUAACAUAACAAAAGCAGUACUGGCUUUUGUGGCACAUUUUAAACAAAAAAAAAGAAUAAAAAAGUGUUGUGGUGUUCAUGUGCUUAAUUGUAAAUAUAUUGUUUGUCUUUGAAAUUGUCCUUUUAUUUUCUGGGGUGGGAAGGGGGACAGGGAAGAGACCAGGGUUUUAUUCUAUAAAGGAAUACAGAGUAUUUUGAUAUUGUGCAUUCCAAGGGUGAUGUGUACAUAUCUAUGAUGUAUAUAGUGAUGAAAUCAUUAUCAUUUUGUGCAACACCAGCUCUUCUCUGUACUGCUGUUCUACAGUCAGUGUUUCAGUGUUUGUAUUUUUUGUUACUGCACGUUUUAUUAAUCCUAGCUAAAACAGAAAUGCACAACUAUCCUUUGUAUGAGUUUACUGCUGUAAAAUACUACCAAAUGUCAUUAGUCGGUUGCUGCCAGUCGUGAUAUGCAUGGAUGGCACUUAUAAUAAAUGCUGUAGCUUCA
Molecule: messenger RNA, 10590 nt
Organism: Carcharodon carcharias (great white shark)
Lineage: Eukaryota; Metazoa; Chordata; Chondrichthyes; Lamniformes; Lamnidae
Gene: foxj3
Product: forkhead box J3
Exons: 12
Coding region: 286-2004 (572 amino acids)
Biological process (GO): regulation of transcription by RNA polymerase II
Cellular component (GO): nucleus
Molecular function (GO): RNA polymerase II cis-regulatory region sequence-specific DNA binding; DNA-binding transcription factor activity, RNA polymerase II-specific
Source: RefSeq, a predicted model, not a curated record